CUCACCGCCAAUAACGUUACAACCGUGUGGUGAAGCCCGUUUCUAAACAAGCAGCUUCACCGCGUUUCGACCACCUACGUAUAAAUUGCGUCCGCGAGUUUUCAGCCAUCGCUUCGAUCCUCUACGCCGACUACAUCAACAUCCUCGGCCGCUGCAUACGCCGCACAGAUCGGCGCUGUACCUACGACACCUCGACGCUCAUCAACGACCACCGCGAUCAACACUCUCAACAUGUACUCUAACGAUCCAAGCACAGGUAACCAUUCCCUCUUCGCCCCCUCCAUGGGACGGCAAGUCUCUUCUGCCCUUCCCUCUUCAGCCUUCCCUCCUCUUCCGGGCACGAAGUUCAAGCUCAAUCCGCGCGCUCCACCGUUUAUCCCUAGAGCCCUCGUCCACCCGCCGACCGCUGUAUCGCCCACCAAGUCCGACAUGAGUUUGGCCUCGACUGUCGUCUCCCCCGCGCUUCUCCCGGAUUGGCGCCCGUUCGCACCCCGUGUGCCUGUCACGGACCCCUACGGCGCCGGCAUCUUCGCGCACCCCGGUCCCGCUGCUCCUGCUGUGCUCGCGCAGGCUAGCCGAUUCCCGAUGGGAGGUGGUCCCUGGAAUAUCCCACACCCCUACGGCUGGGCCCAGCCUUUCUUCGCGACCGCGCCCCAGCACCUGGCGUAUGGCGGCACCAUCAACGACGGCUUCUCCGGCGCCCGCAAGGGCAAGAAGAAGGGCAGCAAGGGCAAGGGCAAGAGGCCUGCCUGGUGAAGUUGCAGCACGGCGGCGGAAUUCUGGCGGUCUGAGUUUGUGUGUGGGGGACUAGCAUUUGUGGACAAGGCGGAUGAAAUUGGCAUUUUCUGAGUCGUCUCGGCUUCGCAUGCUUGGGUGGGAAUAGU
Messenger RNA from Paraphaeosphaeria sporulosa, 884 nucleotides. RefSeq lists its product as uncharacterized. Lineage: Eukaryota; Fungi; Ascomycota; Dothideomycetes; Pleosporales; Didymosphaeriaceae. Bases 232 to 756 code for a protein of 174 amino acids. The transcript has 3 exons. The record is from RefSeq and is a predicted model, not a curated record.